Ichthyophthirius multifiliis is the source of this 3847-nucleotide messenger RNA. RefSeq lists its product as hypothetical. Gene Ontology annotation, molecular function: FAD binding; DNA photolyase activity; DNA binding. NCBI's taxonomy places the organism in Eukaryota, Ciliophora, Oligohymenophorea, Hymenostomatida. The record is from RefSeq and is a predicted model, not a curated record. Gene Ontology annotation, biological process: photoreactive repair. The transcript has 13 exons.
AGUUUUUAUAUUUGAUGAUAGAUAUCUCGCCAAAACAUGGAAUUUUGGAUUUUAGAGAACUUCAAAGUUUAGAUUAAAAUUUUAAAUAGAAAGUGUAUAAGAUUUGAGAAAUAAAUUAUUAAAUUUAGGAAGUAAUUUAAUAGUAAGAAAAGGUAUAACUGAACAAGAAAUACUAAAAUUAGUUGAUAGUUUUUAAAUAAAUUCUAUAUAUUAUUAAGAUGAAAUAUGUUAUGAAGAAAAAUAAAUAGAAUAAAAUCUUAUUUAAAAUUUACAAAAAUUAGGAAUUAAAGAAUUUUAAAAGUUUUGGGGAUAAACGUUAAUACAUAAAGAUGAUUUACCUUUUGAUUGCAAAGAUUUGCCGGACUUAUAUACCAAUUUUAGAAAAUAAGUUGAAUAAUAGUCUGAAAUUAGAAAAUGUUUUUAGGUUCCUGGAAAUUUGCCUUCUAUUCCUUAGGAAUUACUUGAUUAAAUUGAUUAAAGUAUUUCUAAUUAUAAUAUUUUUUUAUUUUUUUUAGAAGAAGGUUAAAUACCGACUUUAAAAUAACUUGAAAUAGAAGACUUUGAAUACGAUUAAAGAGGAGUUUUAUAAUUUAAAGGUGGUGAAACUGAAGGUAUGAAUAGAGUUUAAUAAUAUAUAUGGGAAUAAGACCUUUUAAAAAAUUAUAAAAAUACAAGAAAUGGUAUGGUUGGAGCAGAUUAUUCAAGUAAAUUUUCUAUUUGGUUAGCGAAUGGAUGCAUAUCUCCAAGAUAUAUAUAUUAAGAAGUUAAAAAAUACGAAAAAGAAAGGAUAAAGAACGAUUCUACUUAUUGGAUAAUAUUUGAAUUAUUAUGGAGAGACUAUUUUAAAUUUGUUGCAAUAAAAUAUAAAAAUAAACUAUUUUAUAAAAAUGGAAUAUAAGGAUUAGAUAUUAAUUGGAAUCAAGAAAUAAACUAUUUUGAAUUAUGGAAAAAUGGAAAAACUGGAUAUCCGCUUGUAGAUGCAAAUAUGAGAGAGUUAAAUUCUACAGGUUUUAUGUCUAAUAGAGGAAGAUAAAAUGUUGCUAGUUUUUUGAAUAAAAAUAUGUGGGUUGAUUGGAGAAUGGGUGCUGAAUAUUUCGAAAGUAUAUUAUUAGAUUAUGAUCCUGAAUCUAAUUAUGGAAAUUGGUAAUAUUCAGCAGGUAUAGGAAAUGAUGGUAGAUAAUUUAGAGUUUUUAAUAUUACGAAAUAAUCUAAUGAUUAUGAUCCGGAAGGAAUUUAUAUUAAACUUUGGAUUCCAGAAUUAAAAAAUGUACCUAAAAAUAAAUUAUUUGAACCUUGGAAACUUAAUAAAGAAGAAUAAAAAGAAUAUGGAGUAAUAAUUGGAAAAGAUUAUCCAGAACCAAUAUUAGAUUAUUUUGAAACUAUGUCUUGUUCAUUUUCUGGAGAAUUUAAAGCAUUAGAAAAAUCUUUUAUAGAUGAAUUAAGUGAGCAUUUGAGCCCAAUUCCAUUAGCAUCAAAUGCUUAUAUAUAUAAAUACACACAAGGACAUAAAUUAAUAGAUUUACCUCGAGGGGGUUAUAUAAUAAAGACAUCAGUGGGAAACAUAUAAUAUGGAAUUCCUCCUGAAACUAUAAAAGAUUCAAUAACAUUAAAAUUAGAUGUACCAACAAAUUUUAUUAUUCCAAGCAAACGAUUUGAUAUAAUAGCAAAUUUAAACGUUGCAGAAUUUGAAUUUCCAGCAUAUUAUAAUUAUUUUAUUCAUAAAAAGAAAAUAAAUUUAAUUUGCGAUAUCGAAACUAAAGAAUGUAUUAGAAAUGCAUUUUAAGAAACUCUUUGCGGUCCUAUUUCUCAUGAAAAUUUAGCUGAAGAUUUCUAUUAUACAUAUCCAGUUUCUGGAUAUCCGGAUUUUAAAAAAGAACGAAAAAUUUUAUCAGGGGCUAUUCAUGAUUCUUAAUAUGAUAGUAAUGUAGAUUCUUUGCUAAGUUUUUAAGUUUUUGAAAAUAAUAAGAUUAUUUUAAAGGAAGAUGAUAAUAUAGUUGAGAUUUAAAAAUAUAGAGAGUAAAAUAGCAAUUCUUUUUAUUUUAAGUUUAUUGAUAAUGGACAAACUGUUGCUAAUAUUUUAGAUGAAUUAGAUGUUUUUUAAGGAUUUAAAGUUAAAAUUGCAGAAGAAUUUUAUAAAGUAGAUGAUGUAUGUUAGGAAUAAAAGUAAUAGACUAUAUAAUAAUAGAUAAAUCCACAAAUAAAAAAAAUAACUGAUAUUGUUUAAAGUAGCUCAUUAGAAAAAAGAGGAAGCAAAUUUAAUAUUCCUAUAAAUAUUGAAGCACGUAAUACUUUUCGACCUCCUGAUUUCGGAGUUACUGUGUUAGGAAAUUCACAUGGAUUUGAUCCUUGUGGACACACUACAGGAUUUGUAUUAUGGAUUUACGGGAAAGGAAUAAUGGUAGAUCCUCCUCCUUUUUCAAAUGAUUACUUAAAAAAUAUGAAUAUUAUGCCAUAAACAAUAUCUGCAGUAAUAAUAACACAUUGUCAUGCUGAUCAUGAUUCAGGUGCUUUUGAAAAAAUCCUUCUUUAAAGCAAAAUUGAAGUAAUAACAACAAGAACAAUAAUGAAUUCAUUUGUAAGAAAAUAUUCUAAUAUAACAGCAAUGAGUGAGGAAAAAAUAAAAAAAUUAUUUGUAUUUAGACCUGUAAUAAUAGGAAGUAGUAUGAAAAUAAAUGGAGGAUUAUUUAACUUCUUUUAUUCUUUUCAUGUGAUUCCUUGUAUUGGGUUUGAUGUUGAAGUAAUGGGAAAAAGCAUUUAUUUUUCGGCUGAUACUUUCUAUGAUCCUAUUCGUCUUAAAAAAUAUUUUGAAUGGGGAUAUUUAUAAAAAGAAAGAUAUUCCUAAUUAGCACUCAUUAAUUUUGAUAAGUAUGACCUUAUUUUACAUGAAGCUGGAGUUCCUCCUAUUCAUACUCCUUUAAGUUCAUUUAAGCAUCUUUCUUAAUAAGCGAGAGAAAAUCUUUAUAUACUACAUAUUGCAGAGAAGGAUUUGAAGAAUUAAGAAGGAUUUAAAACAAUGAAAGAAGGAAUAGAGAAUACCAUAGUUAUUUAUUAGAGAAACACUAAUUAAUAAAUUGAUCAUUUAAAAACUCUUGAUUUAAUAUCUAAUAUAGAUAUUUUUAGUUCUUUAACAGUAAAGAAUGUGCGUUAUUUAUUAGAUUGUUUACAAAUAGAAAAGUAUGAUAAAGGAGAACUUAUAUUUCCUGAAAAUUCAACAGGAAAUAAAUUUUAUGUUAUAAAAUCAGGAUUAGUUAAAUGCUUUUCUAAAAGUAAUCAAAAUUUUGAAUCUUUUAUUGGGCCAGGUGAUUAUUUUGGAGAAAUAAGCUUAAUUGAUGAAAUGAAACAAAGAAAAGCAAGUGCUAAAGCUGAAAAGAAGACUACUUUAUUAAGUUUAGAAAGACAUGAUUUUUAGUUUUUAUUCUCUGAAGGAUCUAAUAUUUUAAAUAAAUUAAAAAAACUUACUUAAGCGAGGAAAUAAUUCGUUAUUGUUUAUGUUGAGAAAAAUAAUUUCCUUAAUUCUCUAGAUAAAAAUUAAAAAGUAUCAUUGGAAGCUAUUAUUAAGGAAAAAUAAGUUUAAAAAGAUGAAUGUAUUUGGAAAUAAGGAUAAAUUCCUAAUUUAGUAGUUAUUAUUAAGAGUGGUAAACUUCUAUUUAUUAAGUAAGAUAAUUUGGCUAAAAUAUGUGAUAGUGGUGAAUUUAUAGGGGAAAGUUUAUGUAUUAUAAAAAAAUAGCCUGCUGUAACUUCUUUAAAAGCAAUUAAAGAUAUUUAGUCUAAUCAAAUAAUAAUUAAUGAUGAAGAUCCUCUAGUAUGUUCAUGCUUAAUUGAAGAACCUACUACUUUGUGUUUUUGA